UCAAUAAGUGCCGAUCGUUGAUGCAAGUAUUUCGGUAUAAUUUUUGUGAAUGAAAAUAAAUUCGCAUCGAAAUGAUUGUAAACAGAUUACUGUGUCGAAAUUUUUUUGGAAAAAAAAUUCGUCUGAGACAUCGUUGUUACUCAACAUCGAAAUCAAUAGAUGACAAUAUUCGAAAUAUUGCAAUUUUAGCUCAUAUUGAUGCAGGAAAGACAACAACAACAGAACGAAUGUUGUAUUAUUCGGGCACGACACAUUGCAUGGGUGAAGUGCACCGCGGCAAUACGAUAACCGAUUUUUUGGAGCAAGAACGUGAACGUGGUAUUACAAUAUGCAGUGCAGCGGUUACAUUUCCAUGGAAAGAGUAUCGAUUCAAUCUUCUCGAUACACCGGGCCACAUUGAUUUUACAAUGGAAGUUGAACAGUCAUUGGGAGCAGUCGAUGGUGUUGUGGUUGUACUUGACUCAUCGGCUGGAGUUGAAGCACAAACAGUCACCGUUUGGCAUCAAGCCGACCAUUACAAACUACCAAGAAUGGUUUUUGCCAAUAAAAUGGAUCGACCCGAUGCGAAUUUUCAAAGUUGUUUAGUCGAUUUACAAAAUAAAUUAGAUUGUAUUCCGGUGCCAUUGCAAAUUCCACUAAUGGGCGAAAAAGGGAUAAAAAGUAUAAUCGAUCUACUAGAAUUAAAAGAAUUACGUUUCGAUCAGUCAAAAGAGGGACGCGUUUAUUCUAAAGUACCGUUGUUCGGAGAAUUAUUGAAAAAAGCAAUUGACAAACGAUGCGAAAUUAUCGAUAUAAUGAGCGGUUAUGAUGAUAAAUUGGCCGAUGAAGUGAUUCAAAAUGAUAGUUUGGAAAAUAUCAACAGUUCAAUAAUAAGACAAGCAAUCCAAAGUUUGACAAUAAAUCAAAAUAUUGUGCCGGUAUUUCUGGGGUCAGCCUAUAAAAAUACAGGUGUCCAACUCUUAAUGGAUGGCGUCACAUCAUAUUUACCAGCACCCAGCGAACGAACUUCCAUUUACGAUUGUUUUAAUAAAAGUUUUGCGGGAAAAGUGUUCAAAGUAAUGCAUGACAAACAAAGAGGUGCCUUGAGUUUGGUUCGAGUACUUAAUGGUAAACUGAAAAAAGGGGAUAAAGUUCAUACAUUGAAUGGAACAUCUGAAGUUGUACAACGUAUUUACGAACCAUUGGCCGAUGAAUACCGUGAAAUAGAUGAAGUAAGCAAAGGAAAUGUUGGAAUAUGUGCUGGUCUCAAGACAACUUCAACUGGCGAUUUGCUUGUGUCGAGUAUGAAAUCAUUUAAUGCAGCUAAAAACGUGCUCGAAUCAAAAGGUGUUAAACUUCAAUUAAAACCACAUAUUCCCGAUGCUGUUUAUUUUUGUUCAAUCGAACCGCCAUCGAUUUCCUAUCAAACGGCUCUUGAAAGAGCUCUCGCCCAACUACAUCGAGAGGAUCCAAGUUUUCGUGUUAGCUACGAUGAGAAUACAAUGCAAACCGUUUUGGGUGGAAUGGGUGAACUUCAUUUGGAAAUCAUAAAAUCUCGAAUUCUGAGCGAAUAUAACAUUGAAGCCGAUUUAGGGCCAUUACAAAUUGCCUAUAAAGAGACAAUUUUGCAACCAAUUCGUGAUACAUUCGAAUUUAAAAAGGACAUUGCCGGUUCAUCGCAAGAAGUUACCAUUGAAAUGUCACUGGUUUUGGAUAAUAAAAAACAAUUUUCGCUCGAUACACAUCCGGAUACAAUUCAGGCACUAAUUGACAUUCAUCCAAAUUAUAUGAAAGGCGUAAAAAAAGCAGUUGAAUCAACAUUAAAUCGAGGACCACUGGUGGGCGGCAUCGUUAUGGGCACUCAAGUUAUAUUACACAAAUUGGUGAUUGGCCGAAAAACGGCCGAAUCAGUUGUAAUGUCGGCCACAGCACAAUGUGUACAAAAAAUGCUUCGCAAAGUCGGUUGCAAACUUUUGGAACCAUUGAUGUCAAUUCAAAUUAUUGUGCCGGGUGAUAAAUUAUCGGCAGUACUGAGCGAUCUGACGAAACGACGAUCGGAAAUUUCAGAAGUUGUUAUUCGAGGAGACAAUCGGAUUGUCCACGCAAUCGCUCCGUUAGCUGAGCUUAGCGGAUACUCAAGCAAAGUUCGAAUAUCUACAUCUGGAACGGCCAGCAUGCUCAUGCAACCAUGUGGCUUUGCGGCCAUGAGCGAAGAACAACAAGUGCAUGCAAUUCGACGAACGCAAGGACUAGAAUAGUCAAUUGUUUAUUGUAUUAUAUAUUGUAAAGAAUUAUUUAUCGAAAAUAAAAUGAAUGAACUUGGAAAAAACCACCGAAGAAAAUGA
Molecule: messenger RNA, 2324 nt
Organism: Contarinia nasturtii (swede midge)
Lineage: Eukaryota; Metazoa; Arthropoda; Insecta; Diptera; Cecidomyiidae
Gene: mRRF2
Product: ribosome-releasing factor 2, mitochondrial
Exons: 6
Coding region: 72-2237 (721 amino acids)
Biological process (GO): mitochondrial translation; ribosome disassembly
Cellular component (GO): mitochondrion
Molecular function (GO): translation elongation factor activity; GTPase activity; GTP binding
Source: RefSeq, a predicted model, not a curated record